GCCAGCAGACCCCUGUACGACGCCCGAAGUGGCCGAUUCCCUGAGAUCCCAAGCACCCGCCCGGCCUCGUCCCUGAUCUCCCCGGGGCGCGCGCGGGCGACACGCCACGCGGCCGGCGAGACGGAGGAGAUGGCUGCCGCCGACUCGGCCACGGCCUCUUCCUCCUCCCCCCCGGAGUGUCCCGCUGCCCCUUCCAUUCCGACGGACCCUGACUUCCUCAGCUGCGUCCUGCAGCCACCGACCUCCUCCUCGUCCCGCCCCGACGCCGAUUACGCUACCCUCCGCCGCCUCCUUCUCCGCCGCAAGCCCCCCUCCGCCCUUCAGCACCGAAUGGAGUGGCGGUGCAAUGACAACGGCUAUGUCGCCUACCGCAACUUUCUCCUCCGGCGCAUCGACGGCGGCAGCGCCCAGAGCACGCCCAGCAACAGUGGAAGGUGGGCUCCCUCUCCGGUACAUGCUAUACUCUCCGAGGCAGACAGCUGGAAUUAUAUGCGGGACUUGAGAAGUAACAGCGGAGUGUUAAACCAGGCCAUAAGUAUUGGCUCAAAGCAGAGCGAUACUGAGCGGCAUGUCAGAUUUGCCGAGCCUGCAUACUCAUUUGUUGGAGUGCACUGCAUCUUUGACAACUGCAAAGCCUCAGUUACUAUACUGAAAUUUGGCCGUGCAAAUUCUGAUCUGCUUGCAUAUGGUGCGGCAGAUGGCAGCUUGAUGGUCUGCCAGGUUUCUGAGCCACCAUCUGUUCUUCAAAAAAUGAUAGGGCAUUCUAAAAAUAUCACAGAUUUUGAUUUUUCAUCUAAUAACCAGUACAUAGCUUCAUGCUCUCUGGAUAAAACUGUGCGAGUAUGGGAAAUCUCUAAAGGCACAUGCAUCAGGGUCGUGUAUGGAGUUUCUUCCCAGCUAUGUAUCUGUUUUCAUCCUGUGAACAAUAAUUUGCUUUUAGUUGGUAAUGCAAACAAGGAAAUCAAUGCAAUAAAUUUUAGCACUGGGAGAGUAAUCAGCAAACUUAACUUUGAUGACGCGGUUACAGCUUUGGAUAUUGAUCACACCGGGCAGUUUAUUUUCGCUGGUGAUGCACAGGGUUACAUAUAUACUGUUAGUGUGAACUCACAUACAGGGUCAUUAUCUAGAACUCACAAGAACAAAAGUAGUAAGAGCAAAUCUCCUAUUACAACCAUCCAGUAUCGGACCUUCUCUCUGAUGGCACGCUGUCCAGUACUUCUUUCUUGUGCUCAAGAUGGAAACCUUUCUUUUUUCAGCAUCACGACAGAUGCUAAGGGAUACUUGACUCUUAUAUGCUCCCUAAAAUUGGCCUCACGGGUGCAGACUAUCCGUGCUUCGUUCUGUCCACUUCUUUCCCUUGAGAAAGGAGAGUUCAUAGUAACUGGAAGCGAGGACGCAAAUGUUUACUUCUAUGAUUUGGCACGCCCAAAGAAUUCGUGUGUGAACAAACUACAGGGACAUGGUUCUCCAGUAAUCGGAGUUGCCUGGAAUCACGGGGAGAAUUUUCUGGCCUCAUCUGAUUCAGAUGGCACAGUUAUCGUAUGGAAGCGAUCGAAAACGAGUUAGAGCGAUUCCAUGCCAUGAAGGAUGUUUUUAUAGAGCAAAAGGUAGAUGUUGUUUGAUGAUUCCAACAAAGGCUUUUUUUUUGUUGUACAUUGGACCUCCAUGGGCAUUGUUUGUAACAUAACUACACAAGGCAUGGGCAAAGAUCAACCGGCCUUGAUUGUAUUUACGGUAGUAUAGGUCUCCGUGUAUGUAGAGUGUAAAGCAUUUGUGGCGAUAUAUCCUGUGUCAUUCGUUUUAGGAUUGUAUCUUUGUUUCAUUCAUGAUUUUUGCCCUCC
Zea mays is the source of this 1841-nucleotide messenger RNA. Its product is annotated as Transducin/WD40 repeat-like superfamily protein. Bases 130 to 1566 code for a protein of 478 amino acids. Lineage: Eukaryota; Viridiplantae; Streptophyta; Magnoliopsida; Poales; Poaceae. Gene Ontology annotation, cellular component: nucleus. The record is from RefSeq and is marked validated. The transcript is spliced from 12 exons. Gene Ontology annotation, molecular function: promoter-specific chromatin binding; protein binding.